UCCACCUCCCCCAAACCCGAGUCGAUUGGCCUGCCCUGCGGCGGGGCCUACAGAGACCGUGAGCCAUUCACAGAAGACACGCCAUCACGAGCGCUCGCAGGCUUCCGAGACCACAUCCAGUUUAGACUCCGCCUUCGCCCUUCCUGUUCCCGCACUGCAGCCACUGAGAGCCAUUCGCUGCGCCCUCAGUUGAUUUUAGCUGCGCCGCCUGGCCGCAGACUACACGACCAGCAGGAACCACCCCGGCGCGAACCACUACUAUCGACCUGUCCGACGCUGCGCAUUGGCUGCAACAACGUCGCGUCGUGUCACUCCCAUCGUACCUGCGCGCAACGAUUACGCUGUCCGUUGCGCCUUCACCUCGAGCUCCAGUCGCGCCCAGGGACCUCAGUACGCGACCUAUCUGAAGCCCUGACGUUGGCUGCGCUGCAGUCGCCGCCUUCAUCAUGGAUUCCUAUCCUCAAUACCACCAUCCGAACAACCAGAACCAACAGCAGCCGAACUACGCGCAACAAAUGAUGCCGCAGAUUGGGUACAACGGCUAUGGAGUGCAACCACAAUACGGCGUUUCGCCCUCACAAGCGGCCGCCAUGGCCACGGCCGCUGCUUCAGGCUACGCGCCUUCCUAUUCGAUCCAAGAUUCGUCGCUGCCAGGCCAACUGCCACAAACCUCACCUCGACUAAAUCAGGUGAAGACCGAUGGACGGCCGAAUCCACAGUCGCCGCAACAGAACGCGAUGAACGUACCGAGCAGCAUGGCACAUCAGCUGAACAUGUCCUCCUCCGCACAGCCAAUGCCCAAUAACAUGGCACAGAUGCAGCCGGGGCAAAUGUCACAGCCACGCCGCAUGUCGCAUUCCGUCAACGCCCCAGCGGUGCAGAACCCGCAGGGAGCACCACCUCUGGGCGCACCUCGACCACCAACGCAACCACAACAGACGCAAGCUCCGCCGCCUCCGCAACAACAAUCACCUGAAGUCCCAGUAGCUGGCGCGAACGAAGAGUCACCCCUCUAUGUCAAUGCGAAACAAUUCCAUCGAAUUCUCAAGAGGCGAAUGGCACGACAGAAGCUGGAGGAGGCACUGCGACUCACAUCGAAGGGCAGGAAGCCGUACCUACACGAGUCGCGACACAAUCAUGCUAUGCGUAGACCCAGAGGACCGGGCGGCCGUUUCCUGACCGCAGACGAGGUGGCACAGAUGGAAGCUAACGGCACCCUCCCUACGGACAGUAAAGACCCAAAAGGUGAAGAUGAUUCUGUUCAUAGCACGGACAGUGCUAAGCGGAAAGCAGGUGAGAUGAAUGGCGACGCGAAAAGUAAUACGCCAACAAAGAAGGCGAAGAGUGAUGACGAAGAUGGCGAUGGUCAAGAGGAUGGCCAAUAGACCGGCGCAACAGCUCGGCUUCAAUUUGAUACCUUGUGGACGACAUUUGUGCAUGCUCCCUGUCAAGCAGGAUGUCUGGCAUCUCUUUCAUGGUGUGAGAAGGGAGCACGGUACUUGGCGCACGGAGUUUUUGGUCUUGAGAUACCAUCAUUCUUACUGGAUGGCUACGAUUAACGCAGCGUGAGAAGAUGUUUCUUUCGAGCAGUACAGAAUUGGGGGAAUGGCGUCUUGAGGACAUGAUGAAUUGCGCAUACGAAAACCCUUAUACCCACGCGCAAUGCGCUCAGGAAUAGAUGGCACCUGUAUGGAUGUAUUGCGAAGACAUAGCACAGAAUGAAAG
This is a messenger RNA of Cercospora beticola, 1725 nucleotides long. It is a transcript of the gene HAP2, whose product is annotated as transcription activator HAP2. The record is from RefSeq and is a predicted model, not a curated record. Gene Ontology annotation, biological process: regulation of transcription by RNA polymerase II. Gene Ontology annotation, molecular function: DNA-binding transcription factor activity, RNA polymerase II-specific. Lineage: Eukaryota; Fungi; Ascomycota; Dothideomycetes; Mycosphaerellales; Mycosphaerellaceae. Gene Ontology annotation, cellular component: CCAAT-binding factor complex.